Molecule: messenger RNA, 1270 nt
Organism: Halichondria panicea
Lineage: Eukaryota; Metazoa; Porifera; Demospongiae; Suberitida; Halichondriidae
Product: methyltransferase-like protein 22
Exons: 9
Coding region: 95-1057 (320 amino acids)
Biological process (GO): protein methylation
Cellular component (GO): nucleus
Molecular function (GO): protein methyltransferase activity
Source: RefSeq, a predicted model, not a curated record
UCAGCCUGGAUUCGGCCUGGAUUCGAGGCUAAUGUACACUGUGCAUGUAUGCCAGUAAUAUAAAGUUUUUGCCUGCCACUGUUGUGCAUAGUACAUGGCAUCCUCAGUAGGUGAUACUUUCCUUUCCGACGUACACGUUGGAACGUUUGGAUCAUUAUCAAAUCAAGGCACCCUUAUUACACGAUUUAUUUUCCAUCUGCAAAAUAAUUCUUCAUUAGACUUCUUUUCUGACGAUCAACCUACUGAAGACGUGGAUGGAGACAUUGAAGUCGCUAGAAGAUCAUCUCUGUUUGAGAACGGAGUACUGAGCAUUGAGCAUGCCAUGUCAACCACACUUCCCAAUGUGGGACUGCAAGUGUGGAGAGGAGCACUACUAAUGAGUGAUUACCUACUGGCUCACUCGGAAAGUGUAGAAGGAGCCAUUGUGCUGGAGCUGGGGGCUGGCACUGGGCUGGUUAGUCUAGUUGCAGCCAUAGCCGCCGCACAGGUGUUCUGUACAGACACUGGUAAAGAAGUGAUGGAAGUAUGCCAGCGAAAUGUUAUUAGGAAUUCUAAUGAAGUAACUGGAAAUGUGUUGGUGAGGGAAAUCAAUUGGACACAGCCAUUUGUCAGUUCCUUAUCUGAUAGCACAAUUCCUGGGUGGACAGAAAAUGACUUGAGACAACUUUCUAUGGCUGAUUACAUUGUUGCCACUGAUGUGAUAUACAGCGACAAAUUGACCGAUGCUUUCCUGUCUUGCUUGGCCCAACUUCAUUUUAAACUGAACAAAACUCCUACUAUAUUGCUCGCAUUUGAAAGAAGAAUAAACUUCACAAUAGAGGACUUAGCACCUGUGGCUCCAGCAUACAAUCAUUUUAUGAGUUGCUUGGAAACCAUGUACUCGACUGGCAAUAAUGGAGUGGCUGUAUCGUUCAAAGCAGAGCAACUCUCAACAGAAUUUGAGCAAUAUUUCGAAUACAAACGUGUUAAAGAAUUGGAAAUAUGGAAACUUCAUAUGACAGAAGUACAACUGGAUACAGUGAACAAAAAGUCAAAACCAACGUGCUCGAAGAACUGAAUAAUGUCGCGAGCCACAUCGUCCUUCAACAUUAUCAUGUGCUUUGACUGUGUGAAAAAUAUGCAAUCACAACAAACACUGAAUUUAAUGUUAGGUUGUUAUAAUUCUUACCAUGUUUUCAAGCAGAGAGCAGAAACAUCUUUUUGCAUAAUACCAAGUGUCUGUACCAAGCUGGUAUAAUUAUAAGAAAGAGAUAAGACUAUAUAUAAAACA